Molecule: messenger RNA, 3105 nt
Organism: Phyllostomus hastatus (greater spear-nosed bat)
Lineage: Eukaryota; Metazoa; Chordata; Mammalia; Chiroptera; Phyllostomidae
Product: butyrophilin subfamily 3 member A2-like
Exons: 13
Coding region: 868-2091 (407 amino acids)
Biological process (GO): regulation of cytokine production; T cell receptor signaling pathway
Cellular component (GO): external side of plasma membrane
Molecular function (GO): signaling receptor binding
Source: RefSeq, a predicted model, not a curated record
CCAUGGUCCCCGCAGCGGUCACAGGGCAGCAAAGGGACAGGCUGGACGGGCUUUUGGUUCCUAAAUGCUGUCGAACCGGGAGGGGUCUCCAGUGUUUUUCCCUUUGUGAUCUGGAGUUUGCGGUCCAAGAAUAAGCCCCGAGCUCCCCAGAAAGAAGGUGGGGACCCGGGGGUGGAGGAAGCACAAGGUGUCCCGAGGGGACAGUGUUCCUGAGCAGUGCAACUCCACGGCGGACACGGUGUGCUGCCCACCUGGUCCAGAGCGCACGUGCGGUCGGUCUGUCUGGACUUGGUCCCACGGCUGCUGUUAACUCUGUCGGCGUCUGACUUUACUGAGACGUUUUCGGUUUCUCCCGACGCCAGAGCGCAGACAGCGGUGGUUUGGUCGGGAGCUGUUUCUUGUUCCCCCGUCUGUCUACCACCUGUGUCUUCUGAACAAGUCGAAAGAUCCCAGCCCGCGUGCAGCGGGACCCCGAGCGGUGCGAGCGACUAGUCGGAGCCCCUGGAGCGGACAUCCGCUUCCUGUCUUGGCUCCUCGGGACUCCGUGGGGCACAGUUCUAAGGAAGUCGCUCUCGUGCAGCCAGUCCGCCCUGGACCGGUCUGUGAUUCCGGUCGCCACUCAUCCGACCUGGAGGACCCACGCGGGCAGCCGCGUAAUUGAAACCACGACACCCGGCUGAGCCGCUGCUCCGGGGCGGGGCUCGCUCCGGUCGCCUCGCUCCCCUCUCCCGACUCUGCCGCCGCUCCUCGUCCGGGCGCAGGCCCCUAAGCCGGCAGAGUCUUCGACGUGGACCGACUCACCGAGUGCAGCCUGGGCAGACCUGGCUCCUUCACCACCCACUGCAACCCAGAGACGGCGUGCCUGCCAUGUGCCCAGUGCCGGGAGGGUGGUCCCUGCUGCCCAGCCCCUGCUGGCUUCUCUCUCUGUGUGCACAGCAGGUCAGGAUGGGGAGGUGCCUGGUGCCCCGACUGCCCGCCCUCCCUGUGUGCCUCGCUGUGGUCCAGCUGCUCAGCUCCUCCUCAGCUGAAUUUGCUGUGGUCGGACCCCCCGAGCCCAUCCUGGCCAUGGUGGGUGAAGACGCAGACCUGCCCUGUCACCUGUCCCCAAAGAUGAGCGCUGAGAACAUGGAGCUGAUGUGGGUGCGACCCAGCCGCAGGCAGGUAGUGCACAGGUACGCACACGGGCAGGAGGAGACGCCGGCAGAGGAGUUUCGAGGGAGAACUUCGGUUUUACGAGAGGACGUCACUGCGGGGAAGGCCGCUCUCCGGAUUCACGACGUCAGCGUCUCUGACAACGGAACCUACCUGUGUUAUUUCCAAGACGGAGACUUCUAUGCAGAAGCCCAGGUGGAGCUGCAGGUGGCAGCUCUGGGCUCUGAUUUCCACAUUGACAUGAAGGGCUACGAGGCUGGAGGAAUCCGUCUGGAGUGCACGUGUGGCGGCUGGUACCCGCAGCCCCAGAUCCAGUGGAGAGACGCCAGGGGACACAGCUUGUCCUCGGAGGCAGCAUCUGCGGCUGCAGACCCCCAGGGCCUUUAUGCAGCCUCAGCGUCUGUGAUCCUGGAAGGCGGCUCUGGGGAGGGGGUCUCCUGUGUCAUCAGAAAUCCCCUGCUGGGCCCGGAGAGGUCAGCCAGGCUUUCCAUCGCAGGUGCCUUCUUCAGGGACACACAGCCUUGGAUGGUGGUGCUCCUGAUCGUGCUGGGUAUCGUGCUGGUCGUGGUGGUGGUGGUGGAGGUGGUGGUGGUGUGCUUGCUGCGGCGACACUGGAAGAGGAGCCAGGCACCGUCUCAGGAUGAGGGGAGAGAGCACGAGAGACGCUGCAGGACCAGCUCGUCACAGGGAGGCACCCAGCCCAGGGUGAAUCUGCUGCCCGAGGAUGCAGAGCGGGGCCCACCAGCUGCCGGCGCAGACACCAGACCACUGCUGCAGCAGCAGGGCGCAGCCGUGCGGUCCCCUGAGGACUCUGAGGCCAGUGUCGAGCUGCAGGCGGUGGUGCCCGCAGGGGGCAUGGCCAACCCACAGCAGGCGCUGCAGACCCAGGUGCCUCCAGGGGGUGGCAGCCCCCAUCCACACCUCAGAGAAGCAAUAUGAACAAGCGUGUUUUGAAGGACGGGUCUCAUGAGGCCACGAACAAUCUACUCCGAAAUCGGGCAGGAGGUUCCACAAUCUAGCUGGAGGAACCUCAUGUUCAUGAGAUCCAAGGGACUGGAGGAGAACGACCUUGUCAUCUGUGAGCACGGGGACCCGGGGACCCUGGCGGAGCAGCAGCACAGGAUACUGCCGCGCUGGCAGAGCGAGCUGGGGCGAGCCGCGUCCCCCUUCAGACUCAUGGCGGCCCUCCGUGAGAUGCGGCUGCGGGAGCGUCUGGAGAAUGUUAGCAAUGAGCUGGUGCGGAAGGUGUCUUAGGUCGUGAGGACGCAGAGCCCCGAACUGGAGUCAGCUCCUUUGGCAACGACUGGGACUUAGCAGCAUCCUGGGUGCUGACCUUCCCCAGGUCCCUUCCCGUGGGCGCCUUCACAGGUCCCAGGUGGGACGGAGCCCCUCCGUGUCCAAGGAGCUUCUUCUGGAAGCUUCCGACGGGGAGGUUCACGCAAGGUGGGGCCCCUCUGCCUGCAGCCCAUGUGGCCUACAGGCUGGCCCUCAGGGGACUCCAGGGGCCUUGAGCUGCUUGGAAAGGGACCCACUGGCUGUGCUCGGUGGGCCCACGAGCCGUGGCCUCCUCCAGAAACAGAGGCCAGGAUGGCUGGCUGGUCACGUGUGUGACCCCAGCAGCUCACUCCUUGGUCUCCUUGGCACUGCGAUGCCCCCCGGCUUCCACUUGGGAGCGCCAUACCUGGGUGACACUUAAGUCAGUCCAUGACAGAUAAACUAGUGGCCACUCAGCUGUCACCAGGUUAGCUGGGGUGGGGCAUGGGGACAGUCUCAUGCCAGGUUUAAAUGCCUUUGUACAGUUCUCUAGACAAUCAGCAUAUGUGCUCUUCCAGUUUUCUUUAUGUGUUAACAUUUCUCUUACAUAGUGUGUUCACAUGUUUGUACAAAUUUUUUUACCCAGUAAAAUUUAUAUAUUUUUUUAUUUUUUAAAGUUUUUAAAAUAUAUUUUAUUGA